Misgurnus anguillicaudatus (oriental weatherfish) is the source of this 618-nucleotide messenger RNA. The record is from RefSeq and is a predicted model, not a curated record. Lineage: Eukaryota; Metazoa; Chordata; Actinopteri; Cypriniformes; Cobitidae.
UAAAUGGCUGAAACCGCUCCAGCUGCCGCGCCGGCCAAAGCGCCCAAGAAGAAAUCCGCUGCAAAAGCUAAGAAAACGGGACCAAGCGUGGGUGACCUUAUCGUCAAAGCUGUUUCGGCUUCCAAGGAGAGGAGCGGCGUCUCUCUCGCUGCCCUGAAGAAAGCGCUCGCCGCCGGUGGCUACGACGUGGAGAAGAACAACUCCCGCGUCAAGAUCGCCAUCAAGAAUCUGGUGACUAAAGGCACUCUAGUCCAGACCAAAGGCACCGGCGCUUCCGGGUCUUUUAAACUCAACAAAAAGCAGGCAGAGACCAAGGCAAAACCAGCAAAGAAAGCCGCUCCUAAAGCAAAGAAGCCCGCAGCCAAGAAACCCGCCGCUGCCAAGAAGCCCAAGACUGCAGCGACAAAGAAGACCGCCGCUAAGAAAUCACCCAAGAAAGCAGCGAAGAAACCAGCCGCCACCGCCGCUAAAAAGGCAACAAAGAGCCCCAAGAAAGCAAAGAAGCCAGCAACUCCUAAGAAAGCAGCGAAGAGCCCCAAAAAAGCAAAGGCUGCUAAACCCAAGACGACAAAGCCCAAAGCAGCUAAGCCUAAAAAGGCAGCGCCCAAAAAGAAAUAA